This is a messenger RNA of Poecilia reticulata (guppy), 2433 nucleotides long. NCBI's taxonomy places the organism in Eukaryota, Metazoa, Chordata, Actinopteri, Cyprinodontiformes, Poeciliidae. The record is from RefSeq and is a predicted model, not a curated record.
CCCACGUGAUAGCUGCGCUGUGCCGUAAAAUGGGCAUUAGCCAAUGAAAGGCGGACCCUGUGGUAAAGUCCAUUAGAACAGGGCGUUCUUGAUGACGUCACAAAACACUGAACUGAGUGGUUAGAUAAAGCUAUAAGGUCUACUUUCUCGCCUAAAAACAAAUUUAAAUGAGUUUUUGUGGCAAUUGUGGUAAAAAUGCAAUACAUUUCUGUACUGACCUCUAUUUACCGCUGCUGGUGGCGCAUUGCAUUGUGGGAUACCUUGCUGCCUCAAGUCCGCAGAAGGAUGCAUUGAUGCAUCCUCGAUAAAAUGGGCGGAGCAAGAACACAUCCGGGUACUUUGAGCGUUCUUGCUUGGAUGUGUACUUUGAAUUGGAACAGUACUUGGGUCGCUGUCGAUGACGUUUCACGAGGAGGCGAGAACACAAGUACAGACAAGAACGCAUAUUGAGAAACGGCCUCACUCAAUCCAACCCAAUCCAAUCCACCUUUAUUUAUAAAGCACUUUAAAACAACCACAGCUGAUUCAAAGUGCUGUACAUUAAAACACAACAUAACAAUAAUAAAAAUAAAAUAAAAACUCUUACAGUUUAAAAACAAAAAACAUACAAAGUUUGCCACACAUUGUGCAAACUUUGAUGGAAAUACUUCUUUCUCUGUUUACUCAUGAACAAACACGCCUGUGGUGAAGCCUUCAUGCUUCUUCCUCUUUAUAACUAGACGGGUUGGUCACACAAACAUAGUUUGACUUCACGUCACACAAAGGAAACAAGAUCUGUUGAGUUGAGGGGGAAGGGCUUAGUUUUUCUGUCAGUUUCAUUUACCUAGAAGCUACGAUGGUAAGCGGAUAUAAUUGUGUGUGAUUAUUUUUGCUGUUACCAUUAGGUUUAUCUUUAAUAUAUAUUUGUAGAUUUUAAUAAAUUUCUAGUCGUAGUAAUCAUCAAUAAAAUGUGCUUUUUUAAUAUAUUAAUUCAAUUGUUUCACAUUUGCAGGCUGCUGAGAAGAAACAGAAAGAGGAAUAUAAGGACUACAGUGGCGUUUUCCAAAAAAAUGCUUUCCUACUUAUUGAUAAAAUGGUGGAAAUGACUUCACUCAUUCAAGAAGACACUUCAGAACUAGUGGAUGAGAUCCUUCAUAGCAUCUUCUUUUUGGGGGAAAUUACCCAUCCAGAGUUUUCACCCAGACAAGUUUUUGUUAAUGACACUGACAUGUUUGAUUACUUAAAGGAAGCCCAUCCAGAGCCUUUCAGGCUUUAUUCCUCUCAACUACCAAGAAGGAGUCCAUUUUCAUGUGUCCUGGACAUGGUUGUUCAUCUGGAAGGACAAGAGAACGUGAAUGAAAUUAGAACAAAACUGCAGGGCCUCACCCAAGAGUUGAUGAAAGAUGCUUUUAAAAAAAUUUUGUAUUCCACCACCAUCUGCAUCUCUGGUGACAACACAGAUUCAGUGAGGCACUAUGGAGUCUCCAUGUCCACCACUGGUCGUCCUGCAGGCCAAAUCCUGGUUGCUGCAUCCUGCCUUAACUUCUGGGAGCAACAUGUAGCUGAUGCGGUGAUGAGCUACUAUCCAAACAGGAAGAAAUACUUUGAUGUAACCAUCCAAAUUCCUGCAGAUGUCACAUGUGAAGCCUUUAACCUUGGAAGCAGAGAAGAAAUAAGUCCCUGCCUUUCUUGCAAAAAUAUGUUUGGCCUGUAUACAACUGAAACACAGUCGUGGCCCUAUGGCAACUGUGCCGAAGUUGAAAGUUUGAGUAACUUGCUUAGAAAGGAAGAAGUUAGAGAGCGAGUACAAAGAAUUGGAAACUGGACAAAAGAAAACAAGGAAAAGGUUACACAUGCUGUUAUCAAUCAUCUUAGAAGAGAACUGAAGAAGGUUGGCUUUGAAUGGGACAACCAGUUCUACAUUGCACAAAGGGCAAGAGCUGAAAAUGAUGGUGAGGAAGAACCUCUGCUAGAAUAGGCUUUUACACGAUGAAGAGCAGAUAUUAAAAUGACUCAACUGUAAAGUCACAAACAUGUGAGACAUGUCAACAGUUGGGAAUGGGAAGCCAUUUUUAAUCUUUUUUGCAAAAUGCAAAGCAUAACAUUUUUUGGGGAAAAAAUAUUAUUAAGGUUAAACAUGUAAUUCAUUGUGCAGUCCAUGCUUAGCCUCUCAUUAUGGCAAAUCACUUCAAACGACCGUGUCUCUCCAAUUUGAAAAUGUGGCCACAUUUGAUCUGUUUGCUGUAUGGCUCUUCACUGCAUAAUGAAGUUGUGUCUCUGCACUGUUACUUGUAUUUCAUACACUGUGUCACAAGUUAUCUUUUCAUGCAUUUCCUAUGAUUUAUUCUAUCCUAAAGCACUUCGGGGCAAUGUUAUUGUUGGAAGAGCUUUGUUGGUUAGUGAUAACUAUUUAUGUGGCAAAGUCAUGCAUAUUUAUUAAAAAUCCAAGAAAAG